CUGGGCGGAGAGAAAAGGGGUCGCGUCUCACCUUUCAGCAAAGAUAGAGAGGGGGAGAUAUUCGAAAAGUUCAGUCUGCCCUCGGCGCGCUUGCUUGCAAGGCACGACUAGCCCUCUCAUUAUUGGCCGCCUGUCAGCACCGUAACAGACGGCAGAUGCGAGCAUUCAAACAAGAUCCGUUUCUGAGCUGAGCAGACCAUGCAGACACAGGCAGUUUGAGUAGGUUUUGUAAGAGGGAGGAGGACGGAAGGAAGCAAAGAGGGGAAAAGAGCCGGAGAAAAGUUUGUUUAAGAGACUAGUGACGGAGACGUUGCCGGUUGGUCGUAAAGCGCACGGUGGUGAAAAGACUGUUCAGAGCUGGUAUCGCCGGGCAAAUCUAUAGACAAGUGUUCCGUCGUUGGCCGCUGACCCGUGGAGAGAGGGAUUUUAUUGAUAUUCGACAGCUGCCGGCCACUCGCCUGCUUCUGUUUGCUGGGAUUUAGAUGCGUUGGGAAGCCACCAUGCGGCGCGAUCCCAUUUUGUUCGCUUCCAGGGCCAUGGAGGAGUUGGUGUGUGAGCUGCGUCUGUUCCUGGACCUGCUGGACAGGGAGUAUCUGAGUUCUGGGGUCAGGGAGAAGAAGAUGCUCAUCUCCAACAUCCUCCACAGGGUCCUCAACGCUAAUGAGCCCUCGUUCAAGUCAGAGAUCCACAGCAGCCUCCCGGCCCCCCCUCAGAUGCCCCUCCCAGAGAUCCCACAACCCUGGCUGCCUCCAGACAACGGGCCUCCUCCUCUCCCCAGCUCGUCUCUCCCAGAGGGCUACUAUGAAGAAGCUGUCCCCCUCAGUCCUGGAAAAGCCCCAGAAUACAUCACCUCCAACUACGAUUCGGACCAGAUGAGCAGUUCGUAUGAGUCGUAUGACGAGGAGGAGGAGGACGGGAAGGGUAGAGGGAAGAAGAUGCGACACCAGUGGCCUAGCGAGGAGGCCUCCAUGGAUCUCGUCAAGGACGCACGCAUCUGUGCCUUCCUGCUGCGCAAGAAACGCUUCGGCCAGUGGACCAAGCUGCUCUGUGUCAUCAAGGACAACAAGCUGCUGUGCUACAAGUCAUCUAAAGACCAAGCGCCCCAGAUGGAGCUAGUGUUAUCAGGCUGCAGCAUCACACACGUCCCCAAGGACGGCAAGAAGAAGAAACACGAGCUGAAGAUAGUGCACCAGGGAGCAGAUGCCCUGGUCCUGGCCGUGCAGAGCAAAGAGCAGGCUGAGGAGUGGCUCAAGGUGAUGAGGGAGGUGUGCAGCAACGGAGGGGACUCAGAUGGAGCAGGCGCCGGAUCUCCUGUACACAAGCCCGACCUGGAGAAGAAGGUGUCAUGUGAUAGGCCGAGCUCAGAUGGCGAGCCGCCCCAUGAGAACGGACACACCGUCACCGACUGUAAGGACCAAGGUAAAGGAAAGAAGGACUCUCAGAAGAGUCAGAAGGGAGGCACGCUGGGAAAAGGGGCGGGAAAGAAGAUAACUAAGAUCAUUGGCCUGGGCAAAAAGAAGCCGUCCACUGACGAACAGACAUCUUCAGCCGAGGAGGACAUACCCACCUGUGGCUACCUGAACGUGAUGUCCAAUAACCGCUGGCGUGAGCGUUGGUGUCGUCUGAAGGACAACCAGCUGUUGCUCCAUAAGGACCGCGCUGACCUGAAGACCCAUAUGGCCAGCCUGCCCCUCCGAGGCUGCGAGGUCAGCCCCGGGCUGGACUCCAAACACCCCUUCGCCUUCCGCCUGCUCCGCAAUGGACAGGAGGUGGCUGUACUGGAGGCGUCCUCCUCAGAGAGUAUGGGUCGGUGGUUGGGGGUGCUGCUCGCUGAGACUGGUUCCACCACAGACCCUGCUGCCCUGCACUACGACUACAUAGACGUAGAGACUACCGCUAACGUCAUCCAGCUGGCCAAGCAGUCCUUCUGCUUCACUAGUAAACGCGUUGUAUCUCCCAACCCCUAUCUGGACAACCCUGUGAACGGUUAUGCCUGCCCCUCUGGAAUGGCACUGCACUAUGAUGAUGUGCCCAUCAAUGGAACGGACCCAGAGGCGUUAUACUCCAGCCCUGCCACCGGAGGGCGACGGCUGAGAGAGGAGGUGUUGUAUGAGGAUGCUGACCUCUAUGAGAACAUGCCUUCGCCCAAGCUGGCUGCCCGCUACUCCCCCAAGCCCAGCCGCCUAGCCUCUUCCUCCAGCCACGGCAAAACGCCUGGCCCUGUUAAAUCCAAAUUCCUUUCCUCCUCUUCCUCAGCUAACACUAACACUAAAGCCGGUACUCAGCUGAAGGGAAAGAAGGCCCCAGUGACCAAUGGGACAGCGUCUAAACAGAAGGUGGACAAGAACCAGGCCAAGAAGACCAAUGGAACAACCAGUGGAGCAUCUGUGAAACGCAACAACUCCAGCGCAGAGCAGUAUAAGUACGGUAAGAACCGCGUGGAGGCGGACGCAAAGCGGCUGCAGGCUAAAGAGGAGGAGCUGAUGAGGAGGAAGCAGGACAUCAGGAACCGUCUGACCCAGCUGAAGAAGGACCGGAAAGACCUGCGCACCGCCAUGGAGGCCAGCACCGGUAAGCGUUCCGCUGCGUCUCUGGUGGAGCGGCUGAAGAAGGUGGAGGACGAGUGCAAGCUGAAGGAGGACGAGAGGGUGAGCCUGGAGCUGGAGCUGACGGAGGUCAAGGAGAGUCUGAAGAAGGCCCUGAGUGGAGGAGUCACCCUGGGACUCACCAUUGAGCCCAAGUCUGGCACCUCCAGCCCGCAGUCCCCAGUGUUGCUGAGGCGUACCCUAGAGAACUCUCCCAUCUCCAGCUGUGACACCAGCGACACAGAGAGCUGUUCUACUCUGCCCGUCAACAGCGCCUCCCUCCUCCGCAGGACGGCCAAUCAGAAACCCUCGACCGUCCGCGGCCACGUCCUCAGGAAGGCCAAGGAAUGGGAGAUGAAGACUGGCACAUAAGCAGCAACUCUCUUCACAAACGAUCCUAUUGUACCAGCUUGUUUUUUUUGUGUGUGUAUAUAUUUAUUCACUUUUCACAUGGGGGAAGAAGGUUGAAGAGGAGUACACUACAAGCGUAGCAUAGCCAACCAGAAAGACGAUGCUGAUUUGAGUAUACUUUAUUUCCAAAACAUAAAGAAAUAGCACUCUUUUUGUAGCUUACUAUUGUAUAAUACCGUG
Messenger RNA from Oncorhynchus kisutch (coho salmon), 3176 nucleotides. Its product is annotated as actin filament-associated protein 1-like. Gene Ontology annotation, molecular function: SH3 domain binding; SH2 domain binding. The transcript is spliced from 18 exons. The record is from RefSeq and is a predicted model, not a curated record. NCBI's taxonomy places the organism in Eukaryota, Metazoa, Chordata, Actinopteri, Salmoniformes, Salmonidae. Gene Ontology annotation, cellular component: cytosol. Bases 483 to 2957 code for a protein of 824 amino acids.